CACAUUGUGGGAGUUCACGGAAACGUUCCGCCUUUUCUCCAGUUAUUGUGGUCUAGUUAUUAUGCCUAGUGUCAUGGCAAUAUCUCACGAGUUUAAACCUGUAUGACGAUCAGGAGAGGGCAUUGUUCUUGAACACCAGGACAGGGUUUCACCCAGACACGCCAGUGCUGUAAGCGUCUUCUUAAAUUUCAUCCUCCACAGCUCCGCUAUGGCCUCAACCGUCCCGGCUCUUCUGCUCCUGCUUGCCGUUUUAGUUACGGCGACAUUCGCUGAUUAUGAAUGCAAGAGCUACGUAACCAGUGGUGGUGCAUUCAAGCCCUCCAUCAACUGCAAUUUUUUGCAGUUUUGCUGUGGGACCUGUGAUGACAGAUACUGCUGCUCCAAUGUGGCGAAGAUCUUAACCGAAGACGCUCAAGACAGUUGUUUUUUCAACUACAACAACAUUAAGCCUAUCGCUAUAGGUGUAACAGUAGCGGGGGUUGCAGUCAUUGUAAGUUUCUUCUUCAUCUGCUGCGUCUGUCCCUGCUGCUGUCUCUACAAAAUGUGCAGAAAACCUAGACCUGUGAUGGGAGCAACAACAACUACAGUCAUAACACAAUACCCUCAGCAGCCUGUUAUCCAGGGAGCUCAGUACCCACCAUACCAACCUGCGCCCCCUCAGUCAGGGUAUGGCACUCAGCCAGCAUAUGGAGGGCAACCCAUGCCAACUGGACCAUAUCAGGGACAGCCAUAUGUAGCAGGACCAGUACCCCCAUAUCAGGAGGCUGGAGGCCCAGGAUAUCCUGUUCCCUACAGUCAGGCAGCAUACCCUGAACAUCCACCAGUUCAGCCGGGUUUCACUCAUCCACCUCCACCAACAGACUACAGCUCGAAUCAGCCAACCUACAACCCCUCGUAUGUGGAUCCACCAAAGAUCGGUUACUAAACCACAACCGUCUGACACAUCAGUCACCGCUGGAUUGUGGAUGGCUACGUAAUUCUCUGAACAGGUUUUAGAAAAAAGUGCUAAUGUGGAUUGUACAGGUACUGUGGGAAGCAUCCAAUCGUGUUGGGAAUAAAAUUAUAAUUGUGGUUCAUUAUUAUUAUUGGCAUUUUUAAAGGGAUAGUUCACCCAAAAAUGGGUUAUUCUGUCAAUUCUACUCAUCCUAAUGUUGUUCCAAACUCGUAUGUAGGGUUACUCCGAUACCAAAUUUUGACUUCGGUACAAUAUCAGCCCUGGUACCUCAGUAUCGAUACUAACUCGAUACUUAGGCAAUAAAUUAAAAAAAAGUAUUUAAGAUUUUUGAUGAAAUUACACUGAAAAUUAAUUGACUAAAAGAACUACAUGAUGUCUUAUAGAUACAAAUUAUGUCUUUUCUUUUUUUACAUACUGUAUAGCUUUAAUCUAAUGAAAAUACAAUCAUUUUCAACAAUAUAGAGCCAAUAAUAAUAUAUAUAUAUUUCUGGUAAAAAAAACAAAAAAGAUGCACAACAGAGCUUCACAGGAUUAAUGAAAACAUUAAAUGAAAACAAUCUGAUUACCUGAGGCUGCCAUGGCUGAAUCACAACAUACUGAUAUUCAGUACACUUGCUUUUGUGAGAUUGCUUACAGAUAAUAAUAUUAAUAAUAUAACCAUUUAAUAUUAUAUUAUUGUUAUUAUGAGUAUUAUUGUGACUACUUUGAAUAUUACACUUUUAUACAGUAGUAAUAUGUUUUUGCCGUAAUGUCUUCAAUUUCAUGCAUCUGGUUGAAUAGAGUUGUUAUUUCAGUGGGACUUUUAUUUUGAAAGACUUUUGAAGUUCUUCCUGUUUGUGAAGGGUUAAUUAUAUCAAGCUUCCCACAACUCAAGAGCUGAAAUCUCCGAGCUGCAAUGGUCAUUUGAGAGUUCACAGCUGAUUAUACACUAAACACACUGCUCUGUGCCUCUGCAGAUGGAUACUACUGGACACACUACAUGAAAAUCAAGCAUUAGUAGUGCGUGUUGUGUUUGUGUGCGCGCCUGUGUGUAUGUGAAGGAGAUGACUGAGCAGGACAUCCUUCUGCUGUUUAAUGAUCACACUUGGCCGUAUCGAGACUUUUUUAAUUAUUAUUUUCAAAUGGUCUUUGAUUUCAUCUCAAAACUCUCAUAUUACUUUACAUUUUGCUAAUGGCAGCAUACUUAAAUAUGGUACCGAAAUUAACAAGAAGAUGAUAUUGUACCGUUUAAAAUUUUUUGGUAUUGCGAUAUUUCGUUAGUACCGGUAUACCGCGCAUCCCUACUCGUAUGACUUUCUCUCUUCCAUGGAACACAAAAGGAGAUGUUAGGUACUGACAGACUCCUCAGUCACCAUUCACUUUUGCAAUGAAAGUGAAUGGUGACCGAGGCUAACAUUUUGCCUAACAUCUUUUUUUCCGUUGUUCCACGGAAGAAAGUCAUACGUUCUUUGGUGAGUUUGUAGAGUAAAUGAUGACAGAAUCUUCAAUUUGACGGGGACUAUGUAAGUCUUUUUACACACCAAUGUCAAUUCCUUUACAUAAAUAUAUAUUUUAUCUACUCCAGCCAUUAGUCGUGACUCCAAGCCAUAUUUUGAGUUCAGUUUGUUCUCAUUUUGUUUUUCUGUAAGCAAAAGGGAAAUGUUUUUUUUUUUUUUGGCCAAAGAAUUGCAAAUGCAUUGCAAAAAAAUCUUAAAAAAACUUGUAGUGAAAAUUGCUAAACAUCCUUAAAACAAGAUAUUAUAUAUCUGCAUAAGAUAUUAACACUUGUUUUCAGAGAAUAUACAGUAUCUUGAAAAUGUUUUGUUUCAGAAUUGAACCUCUAAAUAUUUUAGCCUGUUUUUAAGAUUUAUGCAUUUAAUAAAAUUCCAAAAAGAAAACUUAAUAUAUAUAUAUAUAUAUAUAUAUUUGUGCUUAUUUUGUAAAUUAUUACGCAAUUCAAUUUGUUGGAACUUUUUGUGAAAUUGAAAUACAUAAAUUAAAAAAAAAAAAAAUUGUUUUACCCCCAAUGGUGCAAGAAAUCUUGAAUACUUAAUUCAAGAUAUAUUGUCUGAAAACAAGUGUUAUUAUAUUACACAAUUUUGCUUUUCAAGUAAAUCAGUUUUAAAUAUAUUGAUAUAUUAUUAUUGGAAAACAAGACAAAAAUGCUGAUUAAGAAUGCUCUUUUUUGUUUUUUGCAUUGCAUGACUUUUCCUAAGAUGCCGUCAAUGGCCUUAAUUAUGAGGCUCAUUAGCUUCAUUUCACCCUAAGAAUUUGCACAAAAUAUCUUGACACUUUGAGGAUUGUGGUCAGUGAACUCGAAUGAUUAACAUGAUUACAGCAUGUUGUUUUUAGGUGUUGUAUUUUCAUCAUAUUCAGGUUUAUGCGUCUGUGAAUGUUCUUUAACAUCUAAUAUGUUUAAAUGUGUUAUCAUGUACAAAGAUCCAGAAUAUGCCUUAUUUAAUGCAGCUUAGCCAGCAAAUUACAUGUUAAUAACAGUUACUCACUUUCAUUCCAAACCCAAAUGAGUCUCUUUCUACUGUGAGGGAAAAACUGGUAACCAAAAAAAAACAGUGGUGUGGUUACAUUAAAGGAAGGUGUGAACAUGCUUUAUAAAUUUCCCUCACAAGUUCAUGAGCAUUUGAAAUUUAAAAUGAAAGGCACAUGCUCACUUUAAUUCCUUAAAGUGUCUCAAGGUUAGAAAAAAAGCUUUAAAAUGUUGCUUGACUGCCCAUUUUUGGCUUCUUUAAAGGCUGAUGACCCUUUUGGUCUUCCAUAUUAUAUUCUCAUUUGGCAGUCAUAUUGUUCCUCUGUGCGAGCUUUCAUAAAUUCUUUGUUGGUGUUGUCAGGUCAUGUUUUUAUAAACUGUAUAAAUGUUAAACUGAUGUACAAUUGUUUACAUUACAUGCAUCUCCAUGUUUGCAACAGUAAACGUUUUGGAACCAUUA
Myxocyprinus asiaticus (Chinese sucker) is the source of this 3879-nucleotide messenger RNA. Its product is annotated as protein shisa-5-like. The transcript is spliced from 5 exons. Bases 209 to 925 code for a protein of 238 amino acids. Lineage: Eukaryota; Metazoa; Chordata; Actinopteri; Cypriniformes; Catostomidae. The record is from RefSeq and is a predicted model, not a curated record.